GCGCGGAGGGAGGUGAGCGGAGCGCAGCCAGGAGGCAAGGAGGGGUAACCGCGAGGAGGCCCCGCCCCCGCCUCUCGGGGCCGGCUCUCUGCCGCCUCCGAACCCGCUCACUUUGCCUCUUGCCUCUGGACGGCGGAGGGGCGCUUGCCGGAGCCGUGGCCAGAGGGAGCGCCGGGGACCCGGAGCCAUCCAGCGCCCUCGCUUCCUCUCGGCGCGCACGCCCCCGGGGCGGGGGGGAACAGCGCCGCCGCCUUGAAAGGGCACCCCGGCCUCGGAGGGAGCAUCCCUCAGGCGCGAGGGGCGGCGGCGCUGGCAGCCUCUUUCUCGGCCAGUGGGGCGCAGCGCUGGCGCCUGAGGGGGACUCCCCGGCCACCUGCAGGGACCGCCGUGCGGAGGGAGCGUCGCUAGCAGCUGCGCUGGGCUGCCGAGAAGGCUAGAGCCAGGGGCCCCCGGGCCAGCGAAGGGCAGCAGCGGAGCCCGGAGGGAGAGCCGGCCGGACAGCCCGCGGGCCCCGACGGCGCGCUCCCCCUUCCGCCAUCCGCAGGCAGGCCCCGCGCGGCGGCCGGAGGGGGCGGCGGCGGCGCCCUCGGGCUUGGGGGGCUUCGGGGCAGCCAGCCAUGACCUUCGGGCGCAGCGGGGCGGCCUCGGUGGUGCUGAACGUGGGCGGCGCCCGGUACUCGCUGUCCCGGGAGCUGCUGAAGGACUUCCCGCUGCGGCGCGUGAGCCGGCUGCACGGCUGCCGCUCAGAGCGCGACGUGCUGGAGGUGUGCGACGACUAUGACCACGAGCGCAACGAGUACUUCUUCGACCGGCACUCGGAGGCCUUCGGCUUCAUCCUUCUCUAUGUCCGAGGCCACGGCAAGCUGCGCUUCGCGCCGCGGAUGUGCGAACUCUCCUUCUACAACGAGAUGAUCUAUUGGGGCCUGGAGGGCGCGCACCUAGAGUACUGCUGCCAGCGCCGCCUCGACGACCGCAUGUCCGAUACCUACACCUUCUACACCGCCGAGGAGCCGGGCGCGCUGGGCCGGGACGAGACGCGACCGGGCCGUGCCGAGGCCGCCCCUUCCCGGCGCUGGCUGGAGCGCAUGCGGCGGACCUUCGAGGAACCCACGUCGUCGCUGGCCGCGCAGAUCCUGGCCAGCGUGUCGGUGGUGUUCGUGAUCGUGUCCAUGGUGGUGCUGUGCGCCAGCACACUGCCCGACUGGCGCGCCGCGGCGGCCGACAACCGCAGCCUGGAUGACCGGAGCAGGUACUCCGCCGGCCCUGGGAGGGAGCCCUCCGGGAUAAUUGAAGCUAUCUGCAUAGGCUGGUUCACUGCGGAGUGCAUCGUGAGGUUCAUUGUCUCCAAAAACAAGUGUGAGUUUGUCAAGAGACCUCUGAACAUCAUUGAUUUACUGGCAAUCACACCGUAUUACAUCUCCGUGUUAAUGACCGUAUUUACAGGCGAGAACUCUCAACUCCAGAGGGCUGGAGUCACCUUGCGGGUGCUUAGAAUGAUGAGGAUUUUUUGGGUGAUUAAGCUGGCCCGUCACUUCAUUGGUCUUCAGACACUUGGUUUGACUCUCAAACGAUGCUACCGAGAGAUGGUUAUGUUACUUGUCUUCAUUUGUGUUGCCAUGGCAAUCUUUAGCGCACUUUCUCAGCUUCUUGAACAUGGGUUGGACCUGGAAACAUCCAACAAGGACUUCGCCAGCAUCCCCGCUGCCUGCUGGUGGGUGAUUAUCUCUAUGACUACAGUUGGCUAUGGAGAUAUGUAUCCUAUCACAGUGCCUGGAAGAAUUCUUGGAGGAGUUUGUGUUGUCAGUGGAAUUGUUCUAUUGGCUCUACCUAUCACUUUUAUCUACCAUAGCUUCGUGCAGUGUUAUCAUGAGCUCAAGUUUAGAUCAGCUAGAUAUAGUAGGAGCCUCUCCGCUGAGUUCCUAAAUUAAUGCAUUGCAGAGCAAUUCUUGCACACACUUCAUUUGAUCUAGUUGACGCUACUUCAUAUUUAUGCGUUUCUUGCUGGGUGAGCACUGCAGUGGUCCUGUCAUCACCUUGGUGGAGUAAAAAUUGUCCUUCCCAGCUGAAGGGAUAAAAGAAUUUACUUAUUAUGGAGUAAAGAAGAUUGAGACUGCAAAGGAAAGGGAAUGUCUCCUAGAAUAAAUUUUAAGAUCUUAUUUUAUUUAGACUUGUCUCUUCCCUGCCUUGAACAAUUACACUUUUUGUGUUUGUUUUAAAGUAUAUUAUUUGAACAUUUUAAAACUGAAAGCUACUCUUUUCCAAAUGUUUUUCCAUCUUUUGAAUACAGAAGAAGCUUGGAAGUUACAGUGUUUUUUGUUGGAGAGUAACAUUUUCAUUUCUAAAUGUUUUAUAAUCUCUUAUAUCAAUGUCAGAAGUAUCCUGGAAACAUAUGUCAGAUGCAGGAACUGUUUAACAAAUACUUUGAAAAUUUGGCCAAAUUUUAAAGUGUAGAGUGGAGCUAGUAGAUACAAGCAAGAAUAGUAUUUAAAAACUUCUCCAGCAUAUUUCUCAAUUAUCUGAUUUAUUUUUGUUCUUAUUCUCCUUAUCAUACCAUAAUAUAAUAUGGUAUGAUAUCAUACCUUAUCAUACCAUAAUAUGAUAUGGAAGCUUGAGUAGGUUCUUCCUUUUCCAUUUUGGAUUUCUUUUUUCUCUGUCUUGAAAUGACUUAAAAGAGUGUUGUAUUAUUUAGCAGUUUAUUGGAGUUCAUUUUAUUUGAAUUCAUUGCUGUUACUAGAUGUUAAUUGUCCUAACAUUCAGUUAUCCAAAUAAGAUUUCCAACAUUAAAAUGAUAAUAGAAAUAGUUUUAUAUUGCAACCCAUAUUUAUCUUCUUCUGCCCUUAAUGUCUUUUUUUUUAAACUAAACACCAUGUGUUUAAUAAGACUUAAGAUGAAAGGAUAUUUAUGUAACCAUUUUAUACCAAAGUCAUACUUAGAUGUUGUCACUGGAUUGUCUUAAAAAAGAAAUGAAACAUUUUCUUACUCUUGGUUGCUGUGUAGCUAAGCCAAUUUUAAACCAGCUAAACGCAAUGAAUACAUCAGUAUUUGAGUUGGUCUUCACCAUUGGCAAUUAUAGCUAUGCCAAAACUUCUUGUAACAACAUUGAGUAAUAGGCCACGCUAAUCUGGCUAGGUUAUUAGGACUAGAUAAUAUAAACUGAUAAUGUUAACAAUCUGAAUUAGAAUUUUGCUUUGUUAACCAGUUGCCAUAAAGCCAGCAAUAUAUAAACACAAAAAACUAAAGUCACUGAUUCAUGAAUAAUUUAGUGUUAUACAUUGUAAUUUAGUGGGGAUGGGCAGGAGAGCAGAGGAGACGGAAAGGGGAUAUAGUUAUCAAAGAAAGGGUUACCAGAAGUGUUCAUUAAAGGAAUGUUAGCCAUCAUCUAGUUCAAACCUUAAGUAGUACAGGUAAAAAACUGGGGCGAGAGAGGAUGUGAUUGUGAAGGAGUUAGGAUUAAAACCUCUGAGAACCUAGUCCAGCAGUUUAUUCUUAACACACCCCUGGGUUUCAAGAAAAGCCUUGAGAAGCCACUCUCCUUUGCUGUUGCUACUGCUGAGGUAAUAAUAGCAAAACCGUUCCUUUUCCCUGACUUCUUUUCCUGAGUUUAGGUGAUUCCCUAGUGGCUCAGACGGUAAAGCGUCUGUCGACAAUGCAGGAGACCCGGCUUCGAUCCCUGGGUUGGGAAGAUCCCCUGGAGAAGGAAAUGGUAGCC
Messenger RNA from Capra hircus (goat), 3709 nucleotides. It is a transcript of the gene KCNG3, whose product is annotated as potassium voltage-gated channel modifier subfamily G member 3. Lineage: Eukaryota; Metazoa; Chordata; Mammalia; Artiodactyla; Bovidae. The coding region runs from base 618 to 1928 and encodes 436 amino acids. Gene Ontology annotation, molecular function: delayed rectifier potassium channel activity; protein binding. The record is from RefSeq and is a predicted model, not a curated record. Gene Ontology annotation, biological process: potassium ion transmembrane transport; protein homooligomerization. Gene Ontology annotation, cellular component: membrane; voltage-gated potassium channel complex. The transcript is spliced from 2 exons.